AUGGCCAGAUACACUGAGGAAGAACUUUUGCAAUUAAAGCCAGAAGUCGAGGUUCCUGUGAACUUUGACAUCGAUUCUUUCAGAGCUGUUAUAGACAAAGUUAAGGAAAUCCAGGGUCUUCAAGAAGAAGAAUUCCAGCAUUUCCACCGCAGAAGAUCUUCUCAUAACCAUGGUAAGCCCAAGAUCAAGCACUUGAAACCCAAAAUCACAACAGACUCUGAUGGUUGGUCCACAUUUGACAACAUGGCUAGAAGAAAGUCGAGCGUCGUGGCCGGUGGCUCUGGCACCAUUAACGGCAGCGACGAGGAUGCGCCAGCAAAGGAACCGGUCACUAUUGCGCAGGAAACUUUGAGGGUCAAGCCCAACAAAAACAUUUCGUCGACAAAGCCCGCAGACUCUCGUGACAUUGUCGCCGACAAAGCGACCAAUAAUUUCAAUGCGUUCGCUGCUCUUGAAAGUGAUGAGGAGGACGAUUAA
Lachancea meyersii CBS 8951 is the source of this 477-nucleotide messenger RNA. The record is from the annotation of a GenBank genome assembly. NCBI's taxonomy places the organism in Eukaryota, Fungi, Ascomycota, Saccharomycetes, Saccharomycetales, Saccharomycetaceae.